UAAAUGCUCCAGUGCUCGUUUUGCUCCUGCUUUCCCCCCGUACUAGCACUCUUGUACCGCGAAAUUAAAUCCGGUUGACUUUUAUCAACUUCCAAAGUCCCACCGAGUACAUCGCCAAAUCAUACCUGCAACCGUGACGAAGGCGAUUUAGGCUUAGAAUGUUCGCGACCACAAUCGUUGUUUGUUCCACCUUCGGGCCGCAGGCCAUUCUCCCUAGAGUUUGUUCAUGUGUUGCGAUUUUGUCGUUUACCUACACCGGAAGUUAUUCGUGAUAAGCGCUUCAAAAUACAGGAGUGCACAAGAACAAGUAGUGUCAGCUUGAACAGCAAUGUCAGAAACUCCAGGUUAUACGACGACGGGCGGACAGCAAACAGAAGCACAUAAUGCUCUGGAAUACUUCUGGCCCCAUGUCAUGGAAGAAACAAAGAACCUUGGAGCAAAUGAUUUCAAAAAUCAAGAGCUGCCCUUGGCACGUAUAAAAAAAAUCAUGAAAUUGGACGACGACGUCAAGAUGAUCAGCGCGGAAGCUCCAGUUUUGUUUGCGAGAGCCUCGGAAAUUUUCAUUACGGAGCUAUCGUUGCGCGCGUGGAUUCACACGGAGGACAACAAGCGACGAACGCUACAGCGAAAUGACAUCGCGAUGGCUAUCACAAAGUAUGACCAGUUUGAUUUCUUGAUUGACAUCGUCCCUCGAGAUGAACUGAAGCCAGCUACAAAGCGAACGGAAGAAGCAGUACGGACUACAGCCAUGGCACCUGACCAGGUGCAGUACUACUUACAGUUAGCUCAGCAACAUCAGGCAGCUCUUCAGCAACAGCCAGGAAUUGGCACAGCACAGAUCGCGCAAGCUCAACAGCCUCAGAUCCAGAUUGUCCAGGGCUCAGCUGCGAGCCUUGCAUCCGCAGCUUCACAGGCAGUCACCGUUCAGAAUACGGCUCCCACGUUCACAAUGCCGUCCAUGCUUCAAGUGCAACCAAUGACUAGCGGUACAGAAACCCAACAAGUUCAAACAGCCGUUCAGCAGCAACAGCAACAACAACCUCCUCAACAAAUUCAGCUUCAAGUGCAGCAAGCGCCUCAGCAAGCAGCGCAAUCACAGGUUGUUCAACUUCAGCAACCGGUACAGCAGCAAGUCCCACAGAGUGGUGGUAUUCAAAUUGUGCAGCAAGUCAUCAACAGCAACGGAGAAAUUCAGCAAAUACCGAUUCAGUUGACGCAAGCACAGUUGCAGCUAAUCCGCAUGCAAAUGCAAGGGCAAAGCACGGGCCAACCCAUCAUCAUUCAAGCAGCGCCGUUACAACAACCUGCACCACCGCCUCAACCGGUCCAACAACCACAGACAUUAUACCAAAUUCAACAAGGUUCAGGUCAACCAACAUCGGUGUUCCUCGCUCCGGCCAAUACGGUAACCACGGCACAGGGCACAACGGUACAGAUACAGACACAACAGGACGGACAAGUCGUAGAAGACGAUUCUUCGGAGCAGUGAUCGAUUCGAAAUCAAGUCAUCCUGGAAUUAGCCAGUUCAUUUGAAAAACUUUCGAACAGUCCUUAAAAAGCACACUAAUUUAUAUUUUUGACUAAUGUUCACUCCUAAAGACUGAAAUUUGAUUUUUUUUUUUUCCACUCGAUCUCACUGUACAUAGCUUCUCAUCCAUGUUGUGUAUUACAUAAAAGCCAUGUUCAUUAAGGUGUAACAAAUAAAACUUUUUUUCUGCACAGCG
Messenger RNA from Ornithodoros turicata, 1724 nucleotides. RefSeq names its product nuclear transcription factor Y subunit gamma-like (gene Nf-YC). Bases 329 to 1489 code for a protein of 386 amino acids. The record is from RefSeq and is a predicted model, not a curated record. Lineage: Eukaryota; Metazoa; Arthropoda; Arachnida; Ixodida; Argasidae. Gene Ontology annotation, molecular function: RNA polymerase II cis-regulatory region sequence-specific DNA binding; protein heterodimerization activity; DNA-binding transcription activator activity, RNA polymerase II-specific. Gene Ontology annotation, cellular component: CCAAT-binding factor complex; nucleus. Gene Ontology annotation, biological process: regulation of transcription by RNA polymerase II. The transcript has 11 exons.